Adineta ricciae is the source of this 561-nucleotide messenger RNA. NCBI's taxonomy places the organism in Eukaryota, Metazoa, Rotifera, Eurotatoria, Adinetida, Adinetidae. The record is from the annotation of a GenBank genome assembly.
AUGCAUCCCACGUACCCCGCUCUUUCCUAUAGUUAUUCCAAUCAUCGACCGAAUGCGGUUCAACCGGUAGUGAUAGAUCCAUACUGGUCGACCACUUGGCCAACAAUCAGAUCCAUACUUCUCAGUUUUCUCAUGUUAAUAUCGAGUGCAGCCAUCAUUGGUCUCGAGAUUGCGAACGUAGCUAUGGAGUAUAAUAAAGAAAAUGACUUCAAAAGAUUGGGUAUGGAUACUUCGAAAGUGGGGGCAGGUAUAUGGUGUGGAUCGAUCUCAUUUUUAGCUGCUAUAUUUAUCGUCGUCAUCGUGUGUGUACGAAACAAACGUGUAGCAGCAACAUUUGCGUUGAUUGCUGUCACAUUAGCCUUCUUCUUUACUAUUAUUCUCGUGGGUCUUACAGCAAACUCAAUUCAACGUGAUCAAGAUCUCUACGAUAUGCAACGUAGAUUAAUCAUUGCCAUCCUCUCCAUAGCUCUGUUCAUUCUUACCCAAUGCCUGAUAUUUUUUCUCAUGUAUAUCAGCGUCUUUUUCUCGUCGGCAACUCGUAUAUCGUCAGUAUAUUACUAA